UCCAAAAAGUCGGGCGGAUGACGGGACCAGCUUCGCGACGCCGUCGGAGGGUGCAUCACGCAUCCCACAAGUCUCCGCCCUCGCAUACGGUAAGCAGCGCGUGCAUGGCCGAGGCCACCUGCGCCACCGCUCAAUGGCGCCGCUCGGAUGGCGAAGAGCGCAGAGCGUCCUCACCAAGUCGUGACACCCCCUCAACACAAACGGAACGCGCCGUUGUGAGUGCGGACACGAAGACGACACCACAACAGAGCCGCAACAGCUCUCCCCGUAACCUACGGGACGAUGGUGCCGAAGCUGCGAGCCGGUGACGGGCACCUCCGCCUGCACACCCUGCAAACAACCGCCAACUGGACCGCCGUCGGCGAUCAGGCGCCAAUCAUCGCAAGACGAUGAGC
Chara braunii is the source of this 395-nucleotide messenger RNA. NCBI's taxonomy places the organism in Eukaryota, Viridiplantae, Streptophyta, Charophyceae, Charales, Characeae. The record is from the annotation of a GenBank genome assembly.